GGUCUGUUUUUAUGUGUGCUCUCGUACUUGCUGUAUUCAUGUUCCCGUGUGCGGAGACGGACAGAAGGCAAGCUAGCUAAAAACACGGGGGAGCUAAAAGAGAAGCUAACCAGCGACUGAGCACACGUUCUCCGCUAGCGACUGAAUCCCGUUUUAGCCAAAUAAAUGCACAUGUGACACGGUAACCGUUUCGGAAAACGAAACUGGAUUUUCAAAACCUGUUAGUGAGCCACAAAAUCUCUUUAUUCAACUGCAUCGGCCCCUGGAGCUUCAGUGUUUCGACAAGAGAGCAUACGAGCGCCGUUUGCAGAUGAGAAGAUGGAGAUGCUAUUUUGAAUAACUGAUGCACGCCAAAGUAUCAUUUUUAAUGCGUCAGAUGCCACACAAACGUGAACGUGCUGGAUUGUCUUCCUGUUAUCCACAAACAUUGCUGUUGCCACCUUUACAACAUCAUUCCUUCAGAAAUCACCUUGAGGUAGUUCUUCAGUGUAUUUGGCAGUCAUGGACUGGGCCACUCCUGCUGUCAAACUGAACCCGUACACUCGAGCCCGCAUGAGUGAAGCUUGGCAGCAGCAUGGUGUUUCUCAACCUCAGGUGGUUCACGCCAUGCCUCCCGGAGCCGAAGGUUCUCUGGGCUGUGCUGUGUAUGGAAUUGUCCUGCAGCAAGAGUCAACAUCUCUUCAACAGCAGCAGCAGACCCAGCAUGGACAGCACAAUCAGCAGCACAGUGGGAAUCAGCAGCACGGGAGUGGGCAACAUGGGAGUGGGCAGCAUGGGAGUGGGCAGCACAGUCAGCAGCACUCUACUCCAACCCAGCAGACCACCUUGCAGGUAGGAACUGAGGGAGGACACAAGUGUGGGGCCUGUGGACAUGACAUCUCCCACCUAGCCAACCCCCACGAGCACCAAUGCAUAGUAAGUCAGGAUAGGUCCUUCCAGUGCACCCAGUGCAUGAAGAUUUUUCACCAGGCCACUGACUUACUAGAGCAUCAAUGUGUUCAAGUAGAACAGAAGCCUUUUGUAUGUGGCCUCUGCAAGAUGGGCUUCUCCUUGCUAACAUCUCUGGCUCACCACCACUCAUCCCAUAACAGCAACAAUCCGAUGAAGUGUUCAAUAUGUGAGAAGACCUACCGUCCCGGUUCUUCCGGCAGCAUGAGCUCCAACUCUUCGGCAAACAAUGCCCAGCAACCUAGCAGUCUUAGGGCAUCGGCCACCAGUAGCUCAUCCAUUCUACCCUUCCCGUCAGCCCGCGACCGCCCAUACAAAUGUUCUGUUUGCCAGAAGGGUUUCAAACACUUGUCAGAACUCACCCGUCACGACAGAGUGCACACAGGGGAGAAGCCUUUUAAAUGUGACACGUGUGACAAGGCUUUCAGCCAAUCAUCGCACCUUCAGCACCACCAGCGGACACACAGCAACGAACGUCCUUUCAAGUGUGCCGUUUGUGAGAAAAGCUUCAAGCACCGUUCCCAUCUGGUGCGCCAUAUGUACGUGCAUUCUGGUGAGCACCUAUUCAAAUGCAACUUAUGCGAGUUGCACUUCAAAGAGUCAUCGGAGCUCCUUCACCAUCCCUGCCACCCGCAAGGCUCUCGGCCCUUCCGCUGCGCAACCUGCGGAAAGGGUUUCAAACGCCCGUCCGAUCUCCGCCAACACGAGCGAGCGCACUCAGAGGAGCGUCCGUUCCACUGUGAUGAGUGUCAGAUGAGCUUCAAACAGCAGUACGCCCUGGUGCGCCACCGCCGCACACACAAAGACCCAGCCGACCGGCCGUUCAAAUGCAAUCUGUGCGACAUGGGCUUCAUGCAACCCUCGCACCUUCUCUACCACCAGCACGUGCACGGCAUGGACAACCUGUUCAAGUGCGCCUCAUGUCAGAAGGAGUUCAGCCAAUCGGGAGAGCUACUUCGGCACAAGUGCGGCGAGUCGCCUAACACCGUGCCCGACAAGCCGUACAAGUGCGACGUGUGCGGCAAGGGCUACAAGAAGAGUUCCACGUUGCAGCGCCACCAAAACUCUCACUGCCAAGAAAAGCCCCUGAAGUGCUCCCUCUGCGACCGCCGCUUCCUCUCUUCUUCUGAAUUUGUGCAGCAUCGCUGCGACCCCUCCCGGGAAAAGCCGCUCAAGUGUCCCGAUUGCGAGAAGCGCUUCAAAUACUCCUCAGACCUCAACAGACAUUUGCGUGUUCACACGGGGGAGAAGCCGUACAAGUGUGAGCAUUGCAACAAGUUUUUCAAACAGCGCGAGCACAUGACCAAACACCAGAACACGCACUCCAGAGAAGGACAGUUCAAGUGCGUUUGGUGUGGUGAGCGUUUCAGUGACUUGGGCUCUUUGCAGGAUCACACAGUACAGCACACAGCUGAUGGAGGGGAUUACCCUGUGCCCCAGUGCAUGUAACUGAAUCCCUGAAAACUUUUUGUCCCCUGCGAGCAUGUUUCUACCGAGUAGUAUUGUUCCGGAAGUGUUGGGAAAUUUUCUACACGAACUUUGUGGUACAUAGAUCAAUUCACAAAUUUUAAAACGAACUUGUUAAGUUCAUACUUCAUAAUUGAAUUGUAUUUUAAACUAAGUUCAUUGUUUCAAAAAUGAAAAGUUCAUAGUUAUUUUCUUACCCUAAAAAAAAGGUUGCUGCAAGGAGUGACGUAUUGACAUUUUCUAAUUGUUUGCAACCAUUCCAUUCACACUAGUAUCCAGGUGCUUCUAUUGACCUCAAAUACAAGAGAAAAUUGCUUGAAUUGUCAAUUGAAACAAAAACACAACUGUGGUCCAGAAUGUGGAAAUGCAAUCAAUCAGCUAUAGGUGCCAGACUGAGGUAGGAAACAAAGGAUGUACAAAUGACGUACUCAAUGUAAAGUGACAUUAUAUUUGCUUUAACUAACUUUUAGUGAAUGUUUUAGUUCUUAACUUCUUUGCCCAAAGAACCAGAAAAUAUUUAGAAUUUAGGACAUAACAGUGCGAAGGUGCAAAGCCCAAAUACAUUUCUAAAACAACAACAAUCUCAUUAAGACUAACUCGUGGGUCAGCGCCAUUGAGAGCACUACGUGUCAUAAAAUUCCUGAAUGCUCUCGCAGGAUGAUACCUUUUCAAGCACACGUCGCAUUUUGAUGGCAUACGCAGCAGCGUGCGACUGGCCGGGGUUGACAAAUCGUUUCCCCUUGCCUAAUUAAGCCUUGUUUACAGUGUGUUCAGUGGACUUUUAUUUUGAAGUCUGACAAGAGAAAACCUGGCACUGUCGAAUGAUGAUGAACUGCCCUUCAAAACCAUUCAUUGGCCCCAGAAUGAGCACGUUCACAAUAACGUUCACGAAGGAAAAAUGCACUAUAUUCAGUUCGAUCAAAAUACGAACGAGUUCACGAACUUUUGUUCAUUGAACGCGUUCAGGUACAACACUGUGUUCCGGUUUAGUAAAGUACACGUUUUUUGUGUGUCCGUGUUUUACCAAAAAUUGCACGGUAAUCAAUGAUCUCUUUUUGGCACUCUUUGAUGGGAUACCAACUUCAGUGGCACAGUAUGGUACCAAAAAAGUAGAGCAUGGGAAGGAAUCACAAAACUCAGAUUUUCCUAAGGUGUGUUGUGAUCAGAUAAGGCAUGUUCAUGUUGUUGAUUUUACAGCAAGGUGAUAGCUGCAUCUGCUAUGUAAAUGUUGGAAUAUCGUAGUGUACCUACCAGACACUUUUUAACUGUCACAAAAAAUAUGGCUUUUGCUCUUCAAGAAUUCUAGUUGUCAUUUGCAGAUUACCAUACUCGCCAACUUUGGGUUGUAAAAACUGGGCUGUUUUUUUCUCAUUGAUGUGUUGGCCUAAAGCUUUUUGCCUUAUAUUUACUACAUGAAGGACUAUUAUGCAUACAGAGCCGUUUCUCUGAUACUCAAUAAAUUACUCUAGUUACCUUUUGGGACACUGUAUAAAUAGGCAGUUGUAUGUUAUCAAAUGAGGCUACACUUAUGUAAUUACAAUAACUAUGCUACAAACAUACACGAGCAGCCAUUUCCUUUUACACUUGAUGACAGACAUUUGCUUUUGCUUUCUUUGCCACCACAAAAUGUUCAACCUGAUAGUUCCACUUCCCAAUUUGCAUAAUUCUGGUGUUAAAUGUUUUUUGGGCCCUCACAAUUGAAAGACCCAGAAUAGCUGAAAUGCAAAGAUAACUCAGUAUUUUUUAAUAGCUCUUGUAAAUUGACUAGUGUGAAGAUUUGUAGUGGUUGAGGAUGUUCCACUUCUAGGGAAAUAGUUCUGUAUGUGUGGUUUCUUUCCUAAAUACACGUGUAAUGCCGAUCCCACACAUGGAAAAUGAUAAUAUUGACAUUCAAUAAGUACGAGUAUUCAGUCUAUUGAAGUUUCCUUCAGAGGUCAGUACUGUACAUAGUGUGUGAUGCGUGAACUUGUCAAAAUGUCUUUCAAGAAAAUGUAUUUAAAGAUGUUUUUUUGUAUUCUUGCUCACCAUUUUAAAUGACUUAACAUAUGUUUGUUUGUGGGUUGUUGUUUUUUUUUUGCCCUGUGUAGUCCAGUUAGUUAGGGGUAUCACCAGGGAACUGUAGCCCUAUGUGGGGCAGCAAACUGAAAAUACACUCACUACAAGGGCCUCUGUCAGUCAUUGGCCGUGAGUUAUAAUCAGUUAAACACGUUCUCUUACAGCACCCCACCCGGCAUGUAGUGAUUGUAUCAGUAUGUCGAAGGUUACCUAAUGACAACCAUCUUGAGUGUGUGAAUGUAGAUUUGUUUAAAAAAGGAAAUACAUACUGACAGAAAUUGUCAUUGAGCAAUGUAUCAACAGAUCGGAAAGCGUAGUCUUGUAGAAAAAAAAAUGUUGUCUGUCAUAGAGGGCUCUAUAUUCGUGCCCAGGGCAGUUCUGGCACAUAGAGCACGGUCCUACUGUGCAAAAGGUGUGGGCUACACCAAGUUUCGGUAUCUUUGCAGAUGCACUCAGCUCGGCAUGGUUAAAAACGGGCGGUUUGCGCUGUUGUGGGUGCGAACAUAGCAGACUUACUUUUGCAGCCAUUCAAAGCAGUUCCUCUUAUUCCCUUUAAAAUUCAUGUGUGCAAAGUUUAUAAGGAACCGCAAGCAGACCUCAACAGGCAAAUCAUGUAAAGUCGGUUAGGGAGUUAGUAGAUCACUGCUAUGAAUUGGGCACUUUGAGCCUGCCUUUCACCCCGAUAGUACGUUUUGUGUGUGAACCAUAGCUGUGCCGCGGCCCGAUAGUUUUUUUGGGAAAAAUACAAUAAAGAUGAUAAAAAUAAUGCAUUCAA
Messenger RNA from Syngnathus typhle (broad-nosed pipefish), 5245 nucleotides. RefSeq names its product zinc finger protein 319b (gene znf319b). NCBI's taxonomy places the organism in Eukaryota, Metazoa, Chordata, Actinopteri, Syngnathiformes, Syngnathidae. The record is from RefSeq and is a predicted model, not a curated record. The transcript has 3 exons. Bases 502 to 2397 code for a protein of 631 amino acids.